Molecule: messenger RNA, 2162 nt
Organism: Paramuricea clavata
Lineage: Eukaryota; Metazoa; Cnidaria; Anthozoa; Malacalcyonacea; Plexauridae
Source: the annotation of a GenBank genome assembly
AUGGCGGAAAUUACGAAGAUCGAUAAGCUAAAUGGCAAGAAUUAUCAGUCUUGGAAAUACAAUGUCAAGCUAGUUCUUAUGGAACGUGGCCUUUGGGGCUUUACACAAGAAGGCAAAGAAAUACCUCCUGACGAAGAUGCGACAAAUGCUGUAAAGAAUGCUUUCCAGUUGCGAUCAGAUAAAGCCUACUCUCUGAUUGCCUUAAACGUCGAGAAACACUUGCAAAUACACAUUUCGAGUACGACAGAUCCUUUAGCAGCAUGGACGAACUUGAAAAAACAAUUUGAGUUUGUAUCUGUUACCGAAGUCGUGCGUUUGAAUCGUAAAUUCUACGCAGCCACCAUGGAAGAAGGUGGAGAUCUUAUGAAACACCUGACCUAUAUGACAUCAUUGGUAGAACAACUGCGUGAAAUGGAAGAAGAUAUAUCAUCAAAGAAAUUCGCUACUGUGGUGCUAGGGAGUUUACCCGAAUCGUAUGAUAAUCUCCUCACAAGUUUGAAUGCGAGAAAAGCUGAAGAGUUGGAAUGGGACAAUAUAAAGGGAUUGUUAAUAGAAGAGUAUUUGAAGAAGACAUGGUGAACAUUCUAGAAAUUGGACUCCUGUAGACUACAAGCCAUCAUGGAACACCAAUAAAGGUGGGGAUACAUUGACACCAGCAGCACAACAACGUGAUGAUGGAAGAGCAAGAAAUAUUUUAUGCUUUAAGUGUAACAAAGCUGGACACAUCGCCAGGAACUGUCCACUCAACUAUAGAAAAGGUGGAAACAAAGGGGAACAUUCGAAGCUUGCGGAAGGUGGUGGAGUAGCACUGAUUUCAAGCACAGGAAAUUCAAAUGAUUGGUAUGUGGAUUCAGCUGCGACAAAGCAUAUGACAAAUCGCAAGGACCUUAUCAUCAACUACACUCAAUACCAAACACCGGUGAAUAUUUAUUUGGGUGACAAUACCUGUAUCAAAGCUCUGGGUGAAGGAAUGGUUAAGCUAUAUACUCAAAAUGACAAUACAUUCUAUUUGGAGUUACACAAAGUAUUGUAUGUGCCGAUGUUAGCAAAAAACCUAUUGUCUGUGCCUGCAAUGGCUUCAAUGGGAGCUAAAGUGUCAUUCGAUGACGAAAAAUGUGUUGUUUACAAAGAAGAUAAAGAAUACGUGAUUGGUAAAUUGGUAGAUGGUAUGCUGUAUACCGUUAAUCCAGUUGAAUUUGCCCAUCCUACAACUGAACCCUUGGAUAUGUGGCACCAGAGAUUUGGUCAUCUAAACAAUGGAUAUGUUAAUCAACUGAUGAAGAAUGAUAUGGUCACUGGAAUGAUGUAUGAUGAAAGUAAACAAGUGGAGAAAGAUUGCAAAGGAUGUUCAAUGGGAAAGAUGCAUAAUAAGAAUCCCUUUCCAAAAGCAAGUCUACAUAGGGCAAGCAGACCUUAUGAAAUCAUACAUACUGACAAUGUGGACCAAUGCAAGUUGAGUCAAUUGGCGGUAGCCGUUAUUUGGUCACAUUUACUGAUGACUAUUCCAGAUAUGCUGUUGCUUACUUUAUUAAGAAGAAAGAUGAAGCACUUACUAAGUUCAAGGAGUUUGUGAAUUACGUUGAAAAUCAAGAUGGAAAUCAUAAUAAAGUGAAGAUUCUGCGCAGCGACAACGGAGGUGAGUACAAAUCGAACAGUUUCUCCAAAUUCUGUACAGAGAAUUGCCCCUAGUCUUCUGGGCCGAAGCAUGCAAUACAGCUGUGUACCUACAUAACCUAAGUCCUACAGUUGCAUUAAAGGACAAAACCCCUCAUGAAUGCCUUUUCGGUAAAAAACCAGAUGUUUCUAAUCUUAAAGUCUUUGGAUGUAUGUGCUAUGUUCAUAUCCCGGACAGUAAUCGUAGAAAAUUAGACCAAAAGUCUUAUGAAGCUAUAUUUGUUGGUUAUCCUACUGGCACAAAAGGAUACAAAGUUUAUGAUGUUAAAAGAAGAAAGUUCAUGAUAAGUCGAGAUGUUCAAUUCUUAGAGAAGAAAUUUCAUAAUUUUGAGAACCCAAAGAAUGACUUUGUGUUUGAGCAGACAGAGAGAAUUGAAGUUCCGGAUGAUGAAAAACAAACUGUUGAGUUAUUUGAUCUAGAUAGAGUUGAUGAACUUGAUGAUCAAACCUUCAACGAAGAUCAGGAUGAGUUCAGAGUGGAUCCUGUU